Molecule: messenger RNA, 1316 nt
Organism: Oryzias latipes (Japanese medaka)
Lineage: Eukaryota; Metazoa; Chordata; Actinopteri; Beloniformes; Adrianichthyidae
Gene: brcc3
Product: BRCA1/BRCA2-containing complex, subunit 3
Biological process (GO): DNA repair; protein K63-linked deubiquitination
Cellular component (GO): BRISC complex; BRCA1-A complex
Molecular function (GO): protein binding; metallopeptidase activity; cysteine-type deubiquitinase activity
Source: RefSeq, a predicted model, not a curated record
GACGACCUCACCAAGAUGGCGUCGCGCUCCGCCACCGUUGGCCAGGCUUCCCAAGUGGGCGUGUCUCCUCUAGCGAUAAAUCUCAUUGGUCCUCCCUUCCAGCAGGGGGCGGUCACCGUCGUACCCGGAACCCGGAAGUGGUGGACGGGAGCUCCGCGGAAGCGUCGGAGCGCCAUGGCGGUGAGUUCGGUGCACCUGGAGUCCGACGCCUUCCUGGUGUGCAUGAACCACGCACUGAGCACGGAGAAGGAGGAGGUGAUGGGUCUGUGCAUCGGGGAGGUGGAGGAGGCGCGGAUCGUCCACAUCCACUCCGUCAUCAUCCUGCGCCGCUCGGACAAGCGGAAGGACCGGGUGGAGAUCUCCCCGGAGCAGCUGUCGGCCGCCUCCACCGAGGCGGAGCGGCUGGCGGACCUGACCGGGAAGCCGAUGCGGGUGGUGGGCUGGUACCACUCCCACCCGCACAUCACCGUGUGGCCGUCCCACGUCGACGUGCGGACCCAGGCCAUGUACCAGAUGCUGGACCAGGGCUUCGUGGGCCUCAUCUUCUCCUGUUUCAUCGAGGACAAAAACACCCGGACGGGUCGAGUUCUGUACACCUGCUUCCAGUCCGCGCAGGCCCAGAAGGGCUCCGAGUACGAGCGCGUGGAGAUCCCCGUGCACGUCGUGCCCCGCGAGGCCAUCGGGAGGGUGUGCCUGGAGUCCGCCGUGGAGCUGCCGCGCAUCCUGUGCCAGGAGGAGCAGGACACGUACCGGCGGAUCCACGGGCUGGCGCACCUGGACCCCGUCACCAAGAUCCACAACGGCUCGGUGUUCACCAAGAACCUGUGCAGCCAGAUGUCAGCGGUGAGCGGGCCGCUGCUGCAGUGGCUGGAGGACCGGCUGGAGCACAACAGGCGGAGCAUCGCAGACCUGCAGCGGGAGAAGGAGGCGCUGCUGCGGGAGCUGGCUGCUCUCUGAGCCGCUCCGGACGGACUGAUCUUCUGCUGCUGCUCCUCCAUCCUCGGGUCUGUCCCCCAUCGUUUGGUCUCCCUUCCAUCCUCGGGUCUUCUCUCAGCAGGAAUGAUUUCUCCUUCUUCCUUCUCAAAGUGCUCCUGGACAGACUUCAGGGUCCUCAGUUGAAAUUCUAAGAAUGAUGAGGAACUACAGGAAGAUGCUGCUGGAUGAAGGUCACUUUGAGGAGCAUCCUCCUCAUGCUCAUUCACAACAGUUGCAAAAAGCAAACAUUUGUAGGUGAACAAAUUCGUGGUUUUGGGUUAAUUUGACUGUUUUUCUGGUUAAAUGUUGUCUCCUGUUUAUUAAAUUGUACAAAGUUCAAA